Molecule: messenger RNA, 249 nt
Organism: Colletotrichum lupini
Lineage: Eukaryota; Fungi; Ascomycota; Sordariomycetes; Glomerellales; Glomerellaceae
Exons: 1
Coding region: 1-249 (82 amino acids)
Source: RefSeq, a predicted model, not a curated record
AUGGAGACCCUGUUUUGCUCGAGUUCCUCUCUGGCCCGGGCGUGUUUGGCCGUGUCAUCUCAUGUUCGAGGAUGGAUUUCGGAGAGGGACGGCUAUGGAGAGUUACUGGGUGGGCUAGAUGAAAUGGCGUCGGGGGUGGAUGUACGUGUGUAUACUUGCGAAGGUAUGUAUGUGUGCAGGGCGGUUGAACGCUGCAGAAUGUCGGCUACUGCACGCACUUUGAACCUUUUCCUGCGCUUUCUUCCGUAG